Cyprinus carpio (common carp) is the source of this 441-nucleotide messenger RNA. Its product is annotated as centrosomal protein of 295 kDa-like. The transcript is spliced from 2 exons. The coding region runs from base 136 to 441 and encodes 101 amino acids. The record is from RefSeq and is a predicted model, not a curated record. NCBI's taxonomy places the organism in Eukaryota, Metazoa, Chordata, Actinopteri, Cypriniformes, Cyprinidae.
UCAACAACGCCCCGCCGUUCCGAGGGCGGUUUAAAUAGCGGAAGUGACGCGGCUUUGAAGGAACCGUUGGAGUUUGUUGACAAAGAGCCGAUCGAGCAGCAGCCUCUCCCGCACCUGAGCUCUGUGUGCGAAGAGAUGAGCGGAAGAGUCAGUGUGAGGCUCAGUCCGAAUGAGGAGGCGCAGCUGGAGAGACAGGAGCUGCACAGGAGGAGGAAACUGCGCCUGCAGCAGGUGCGCGAGCAGGAGCGCUUCAUCGCGCGGCAGGUGCGCGCGCAGGUGCAGGAGCGCAGACAGCAGCAGCUGCAGACGCUCGCGGACCUCUCUGCAGCUCCAGUGGCAGCAGCAGCAGAUGCUCAGACUGACAGGCUUUAUCCACACACUACCAGCACAGCCUGGACUCUGUCGGACACGGACACCGUGCAGCGCCUCAGGAGAAUGUGA